CUAUUAAAAGGAUGUACUACAUUAAUGUAUGCAUGUCAAAAUGGAUUAACAAAAUAUGUUAUCAGUGAAUUAAAAAAUAAGCCCCAAUCAAUCUAUACAAAAGAUCGCCAAUCAAGGUCAGUAUUGCACUAUUGUUCUACUCCUAGAAAUGAAUUAGGACAUGUUUCAAGGGUGAUGAUGAAGGCACCAGAUUUGAUGGAGGCAGAAGACGAAGAUGGAUUUACACCACUUCAUUUGGCCAUUAUUCAAGGAAACUUGCCUUUAGUCAAUUUGUUGCUUAGUCAAAAUGCUAAUGUCGAUGCAUUAGAUAAUGAAGGACACUCAGUUGUUCAUUGGGCUGUUGUUUGUGGUGAAAUAGAUGCACUGAAAGCUUGUUUAAAUGCCGGAGCAGACAUUUCUUUAGCUGAUGUGAAUGGUGCUUCUCCAUUACAUUUUGCCGCUCAAUUGUGUGGAGCUAAUUAUGAGGGUAAAAGUGAAAAGGCUUCUUUUAAAUUGGCAUUAGAGAUUUUACAUGUGAUUCUCGAACACCCAUCAUCUAUGGUGGAUAAUGUAGACAAAGAUGGAAGAACACCUUUAUUAUGGGCUGCGUCAGCAGGCUCAGAAAAAGCAGUUUUGCAACUGGUUAAAGCUGGUGCAAAAGUUGAAAGUUCAGAUAAAGACGGUCUUACAGCUUUACAUUGUGCUGCUAGUAAGGGUCACACAUUAGUAAUAGACGCUUUGGUAAAAUUAUGUGGAGCUGAUGUUGAUUUGAUAGAUUCCAAUGGUUGUUCUGCUUUACACUAUGCGACAACGCUUGGACAUGCUGAUGCAGUUUCGAUUUUGCUAGAUCUAGGUGCAGAUCCGAACCGAUCAGACAGAAAAGGUCGUACUCCUGCUCAUUGUGGAUGUAACAAGGGUCAACUUGAAACAAUUAAAAUAUUAGGCUCCAGAAAAGGAAACCUUUGGUUACGAAAUGCUCGUGGUGAUUUACCUAUUCACGAGGCAUGUCAGUCGGGACGAAAAGAGCUUGUGCAAUGGCUUUUAGAACAAAAACCUAUACACGUUAACACUGCCAAUAAUGAUGGCAAAACAUUGCUUCACAUAGCUUCCAGCAAUGAUAAUGUUGAUUUAUGUAAAAUGCUGUUGGAUAUCGGGGCAGACGCUAACUCAAUUUACCGAACUCCAUCAAAUGUUGUGUUAACUCCUUUGGAUGUUGCUGUUCAAAAAGGUCACAGAAACACAGCAAAAUUCUUGCAAUCCAAUGGAGGUCUUCCAGCACAAAAAUUAAAAAUUACUGGAAAGCGACCAAGUCUUGUUUUGUCGGCAGGUUCCACUGAUUCGGAUCAAAUUAUGAAGGGAAAACUUGUGGAAAAAGAAGAGAUAUAUGAUAUUAAAAAAUCAAAAAAAUACGUUGUUUAUUCAGCUAAAACUACUACACUGCCGAAAAGAAAGUCUAAGGCUCAAGAAAUUGAAAAUGAAUCACAAGAUGCACUUUUGACAGUUGACAAACCUUCUAACCAAGAACCGAUUUCAAGUGCCGAAAAUCACGAAACUGAGAAUAAUACUGAAAUAUGGAAGGAGAAACAAACUGACAAAGAAUUUUCUAUUAAAGAGGUAGAUACACAAGCAAAACUUGAUGAUAAAGACAAAAAAACAGAGAUUGAAGAUGAAACUAAAAGUGCAGAAAAGUCUGAGCAAAAAAAAACCGAUGAAAAAACGAACAAAAAGGUUGAGUUCGACGCCAGCACAAAGCAUGUAGAAUCUUGUGUGAGUGCUGACAGGUCGAAAUUACAAAACAAUUUACCGAAAGAUGCUAAACACAGUUUUCAAGUUUUAGACGAGAUUAUUAAGCCAGUUUUAGAAAAUGAUGUGUACCAAGUCAGCCCAGAAGAUGAUUCUGGGAUUGAACCAAGUCCAAAAACUAUUCGAAGUGAAAAAAAAAACAUAAAAGCCGAAAAACGAAAACCUGGUGAUAAGUAUGCCGUUAAUAUGAGUACUGUAACAAGGUCCAUACAAAAAAACACAAAAAAGUACUAUAUGGAAAAGAAAAUAUUUCAGUAUUUAUUGGAGCUUAAGGGUCUUCAAAUGCGCUCCAACAAAUCAAAUGAAAAACUGAUUAUUAAAAGGGUAAUUGAUGAUUACCAUAAAGCAGUUGGGAAUGAAAUGCCCCCAUAUUCAUAUCAAGAAUACACAUUUAAGCAGUUUGAGCUGUUUUUGUAUGAAACAUUGAAAAGCUUACAAAAACGCGGUUCUUUUAAUUUUCAAAACUUGUCUGAAGUUCAUAACGAUGCUAGUGUAUCAGAUCUUUUGAAAAGCGAAAGAGCUCUUCAGUGUACGACUAAAACUCACAGGUGUUUACAUGCACUACAUUCGUAUACAGGAAUUCCAUGUGCAGCUUACAUACCAUUGAUGAACCACCACUCCAUACCAAAGUUAGGUUUUGGAUCCUUAAAAACAACAGCAGGAAGGUUUUUACCAAAAAUUUUAUCGGCAAAUUCAAGUAAUUCUAAUGAACAAAUAGAAAGUAAAAAACGAUAA
Molecule: messenger RNA, 2517 nt
Organism: Culicoides brevitarsis
Lineage: Eukaryota; Metazoa; Arthropoda; Insecta; Diptera; Ceratopogonidae
Product: ankycorbin-like
Exons: 17
Coding region: 25-2517 (830 amino acids)
Biological process (GO): protein localization to ciliary inversin compartment
Cellular component (GO): ciliary inversin compartment
Molecular function (GO): protein binding
Source: RefSeq, a predicted model, not a curated record